Molecule: messenger RNA, 1174 nt
Organism: Momordica charantia (bitter melon)
Lineage: Eukaryota; Viridiplantae; Streptophyta; Magnoliopsida; Cucurbitales; Cucurbitaceae
Gene: MBD8
Product: methyl-CPG-binding domain 8
Source: RefSeq, a predicted model, not a curated record
CCCUCCCUUUUUUGGGCAUUACAGAACCUCAUGCCAUAUCCAUGGCUUCCACAACCAUGGUUGCUUCCCCUUCCAACGAGAGUUUCCGCAUGAAUACUCUACCAAUCAUAGAUCUCCGUCUCCUCUCUCAAUCAGAGCUCUAUUGCCUCUCUCGUUUCUCCUCCUCAUCUUCUUCAACCUCCCAAUCCAACGACGACGACGACGUCUUAAUCCCCAAAAUUGAUCGAUCUGUCUUCAACGAGUCCGCCGGCAGCCGUAAACAGACCUAUUCGCGCCUCCGUUUGGCCCCUCGCAAACCCCAAUUUCCUUCCUCCUCGUCCUCCUCCGUAAUUCGCCCCCAAUCCCCCGAGCGCCUGGAUGCGGAGAGCGCUAAAAUUAUCACUCUCUUCAAGCAACUCUUUGUUGGAGACUCUCAUUGCACCGUCGACAACAGCUACGGCGACGAAGAUGAGGACCUGGUCCUUAUUAACCACAUUUACGACGAAUCGGUGCCUGAUUCUUCCUAUGCGAUUUUCCAGAGCAUUCCUGUUGAUAUCAUUGACAGCAGUUACGCGCCGAUUAAGCGGCGGAGAGGGCGGCCGCGCAAGGAUAGUAAUCGGUUUCCUCAGAGUAAUGGAAAUGCGGUUCCCAACUCCAAAAGCGGAUGCGAAAAACGGGCGGAGGAGGAGGAGAUCGUAAUGGUAAUGCUGUGAACCUGGUCGCUACGACCUACAUGUAGAUGAUCUUAGUUCUUUAGGAGCAUAGGCAGACGAUGGCAGAGAUGUAGACUAAGCUGAAAUGUAUAGAUUUUUUAGACAAUUGGCUAUGAUUAACCUAGCUGACGAAGGAGAACGAUUUGAUAAUCCAUUGGUUUCCUAGACUGUAUCAGCUGGAAAAUUUUUCUUUCUCGCAAGAGAGAGGAGAUCGUGUGCACGAGUUGAUGCAGACAUCGAAAUAUGUUCAGUCAUGGUUCUUUUUACACAUCUUUCUGCUUACUGUUGGAGUUAAGAUUGCAAUUUUGUCACUCAUGUAGGAAAAAUACUGUGAAUAUCUCAUCAAAGUCCAUAAGUCAUUUUUAGUUGGACGAUUCCUUUUGCUAAAAUCACUCAAGUGCCCGAGCAAAUUCAGACGAUGUAAUUGUAACAAGAUUUUAUACUCAAAGAUAUGACUUUUGUUGCCUGAAUUAAACCCAUUA